CCAUUGCCUCGGGAGGGAAGUGAUAGGCUGAACUUCCCACAACGAAACCCGGGUCUUCCGGGCCAGAGUGCUGGCUUCCACCCAAGCCCUGGACCCCUGCGAGGGACUCCACCUCCUGCAGGGAAAGUCCCGAGCACAGGCAUUCCCUUCCAGCCAGGAAGCUCCCUGGAGUUUACUCUUUGUCCGAUCGCACACGAUUCCUUCUGCCCCGCCGCGCCCUCAAACGGAGCCCUCCACCGGGCCGCGGGAGCCCGCGCGCACAGCCCCACGGAGCAUCCUUUGCCCGCGCCACCGCCCAUGCUGCAGCCGGUCGGGAAUAGCUACCCCGCGGCCGGAGUCCACCGUUCGGUGACCUCAGCCCGGCCCCUGCGCACCGCCCGGGCGGUUCCUGUCGAGCCCCGGGCCCCGGUGUGGGACCCGCGCACGGCGAUGGCUCAGCCGGCGCAGAGUGACACCCUGUGCCCGCCGUCCGCCCGCUGAGACGCGCUCAGCUCCGGACCGCAAGGCCUCGAAAUUCCCUGCCUCCGCCUCGCCGCCGCGUCCUUCUCCCUGCCGGGGGUGGCUCCAGCUGCUGCUUCCCCGGGGGCGAGGGGUGACGGGGCCGAGACAAAGCCCACUUUGUGCCGGGAGUCGCCGCGGGGCGUGGAAUGCGCGCCUCGGAGCGCGCCCCCUCCCCGCUGCCCCCGAGUCGUGGCUCCGGGUCUAGUCUCGGGUCCCCGCGCCAUCGGGGCUCCCGGAUCGAUUGGAGCCUCCCCGCACGGUCUAGAGUGGUCUGAGCCUUGUGGCCGCAGCUUCCCUCCGAGCGCUGGCCGGCAUUGUUAUCCCUGCCAAAUGGGGGUGCUUUGUGAAGACCGCCAAGUCGGGAGCUGUUCUCAUUAUCCCUGCCUUCAAACAAGGCAAAGUGUCUCUGGUUGACCCCCACAACCCACCCUCGACGCCCCACUUCACUCAGUGGCACUGAUUUUUUUUUUCUUUUUCUUCUCCAGUAGUAUUUCAUUGUACAGGAGCCACGCCCUGGCUUCUUAAAGGCGCUCUGCACUCUGGCCAUGUGGUGUCCUCGCAGCCGGUGUGUGGGAGGUCUCCUGUGAGCCACCCGAUUUUCCCGCCUCCUCCUCAUGUCUCCUCCCACUCCUGUCAAGGAUUCAGGGAUGCCCGGGGGGAAGAAAGCAGCCGGGGGUGGCAGCAGCAGUAGCGGGGGCACGGCCCCACCUGCAGCUGCAGCCGCUGCCGCCUCUUCCGUGGGAGCCCUAAGCUUGGAGACCAGCGAAGGGGCCUCCGCCCAGAGAGAUGAGGACCUGGAGGAGGAGGGGGAAGAGGACCUGCGAGAUGGAGGCGUCCCUUUCUUCGUCAACCGGGGUGGGCUGCCCGUGGACGAGGCCACCUGGGAAAGGAUGUGGAAGCACGUGGCCAAGAUCCAUCCCGAUGGAGAGAAGGUGGCGCAGCGCAUCCGCGGGGCCACGGACCUGCCCAAGAUUCCUGUACCAAGUGUGCCUACUUUCCAGCCGUCUACGCCUGUCCCUGAACGCCUGGAAGCCGUGCAGCGCUACAUCAGGGAGCUGCAGUACAAUCACACAGGGACACAGUUCUUUGAAAUUAAGAAGAGCAGGCCUCUGACAGGGCUGAUGGACCUGGCCAAGGAAAUGACCAAAGAGGCUCUGCCAAUCAAAUGCCUGGAAGCUGUGAUCCUGGGAAUUUACCUCACCAACAGCAUGCCCACCCUGGAACGCUUCCCCAUCAGCUUCAAGACGUACUUCUCAGGGAACUACUUCCGCCACAUUGUGCUGGGAGUGAACUUUGGGGGCCGCUAUGGCGCGCUGGGCAUGAGUCGGCGUGAGGACUUGAUGUAUAAGCCGCCCGCCUUCCGCACACUCAGCGAGCUCGUAUUGGACUACGAGGCUGCUUACAGCCGCUGCUGGCACGUGCUGCGCAAGGUCAAGCUGGGCCAAUGCGUGUCCCACGACCCGCACAGCGUGGAGCGCAUCGACUGGAAGCACUCGGUCCUGGACGUGGAGAAACUGGGCCGAGAUGACUUCCGCAAGGAGCUGGAGCGCCACGCCCGCGACAUGCGGCUCAAGAUUGGCAAAGGGACAGGCCCUCCCUCUCCCACCAAGGACCGGAAGAAGGACGUUUCCUCCCCACAGCGGAGCCAGUCCAGCCCUCACCGCAGGAACAGCCGCAGUGAAAGACGACCCUCCGGUGAGAAGAAGCCUUCGGAGCCCAAAGCCAUGCCAGACCUCAACGGGUACCAGAUCCGGGUGUGAGGCAGGUGCCAGAAGCCCAGGCCUCCCCUGCUUCUGCAGAUCAGCGUCUGCCUACUGGAACCAGCAUCACUCAUGGGGAAGGGGGGGCUUACAACGGGGCAGGGCCAGGGGCUGUGGAAAGAGUGAGCUCCAGCUGAGCCCCACCCUACUACUCCAAGUUGCUCCCCUCCUACUAAGCCCAGCCCCAUAACUUCUGGCCAAGAGGCAGUUAGUAUUUUAUUUGGAAUCUUGAACUGUAUAACUGAAGCUUCAAGUAUUAGGGGAAAAUGAAUCAAAUGGAUCUGCUGAUGGCUGCGAGGCUGGCAGGCAGGAGCUGGCUGAGGCUAGGUUACCAAUGCUGCUGGUGGCCCUGCCCCUGGCAUCUGAUCCUAACUAUGGGAUGUGGUGGGGGGUGUG
This is a messenger RNA of Ochotona princeps (American pika), 2657 nucleotides long. It is a transcript of the gene VASH1, whose product is annotated as vasohibin 1. The coding region runs from base 1116 to 2261 and encodes 381 amino acids. NCBI's taxonomy places the organism in Eukaryota, Metazoa, Chordata, Mammalia, Lagomorpha, Ochotonidae. The transcript is spliced from 8 exons. Gene Ontology annotation, biological process: regulation of angiogenesis. Gene Ontology annotation, cellular component: cytoplasm. The record is from RefSeq and is a predicted model, not a curated record.